UGACGGGGGGGAAGUGCAUGCCCACUUCCCCUUCCUCUUUGCCCCGGGACCUUCACUCCGGUGGAGGCCUUGGGACAGUCAGAUACCCCCGCUCAACUCGGGUGCGGAGGGCAGCUCUGAAAAUGUCUCUGCGGGUUCCUACGUGGGGCUGAGCCCCCCGAGUGGCGUUGGGCGCGGCCAUUCCUCGCUCGGGUCAGAGCUGUCAGCCUCUCCAAGACCCGCAGUGGAGGAACCAGGACUGGCCUAGCAGGCUCCAGGUAAUACCUGGGCCAGCGGGUUCACCUGCCUGCUGCCGGCCGCCGGAAAUUACGCAAACGCGUGUUACCUGAGCCCCAGGUGGGCCGGGCCAGAGGAGUUCAGCGUAGCGGCGCGGGCGCGGCCAGCCCCUCAUUUAGGGGCCAAGCCAACGCGGGCUCAGAGAGGGGCGGCGAGCAGCCAAAAUCACACAGCGUAACGCCAGGCUUGCGGCCUCCUCUGCGCUUGGGAGUCCCCAAGAUUGCCCCGAAGUGGAGAAGGGCAGAAAGCAGACCGCCGUUGCCUGCGUCCAGCUGCCAACUUUCUGCCUGGAUCUCUGUCUCCUCAUUUCUCCAGUCUCCUCAUACAGAAGCCUUUGGGGUAUGUAACAGCCAUGCCUGUGGACACACUGUCUCCCGGAGCCAGGGACACCCCUUCCCUACCUUUCCGCCUGCGGACCAAGGUCCCGGGCUAUCUGCUACGGAGACCAGCAGAUGGUGGAGCUCGGAAACCUAGUGCUGUGGAGCGCCUGGAGGCAGACAAGGCCAAGUAUGUCAAGAGCCUGCAUGUGGCCAACACACGUCAGGAACCUGUGCAACCCCUGCUGUCCAAGCAGCCACUCUUCAGCCCCGGGACUCGCCGCACAGUGCUCACUUCUAGCCGUCGAGCCCUGCCUGGCCCUGGCCGACGGCCCCAACUGGACCUGGACAUCCUUAGCAGCCUCAUCGACUUGUGUGAUAGUCCUGUGUCUCCUGCCGAGGCCAGCCGUACCACUGGACGGGCAGAGGGAGCUCUCCAGGCCUCCCCAGCCACCCCUCCACGCCCACCGCCCAGUACAACUGCAGUCCGCCGAGUGGAUGUCCGUCCCCUACCGGCCUCACCUGCCCAGCCCUGCCCAUCACCAGGCAUUGCUACCGCCUCCAGUCCUGCCCGGCCCUCUGGUUUGCAACGCUCCAAGUCGGACCUGAGUGAGCGUUUCUCACGGGCAGCGGCUGACUUGGAGCGAUUUUUUAACUUCUGUGGCCUGGACCCAGAGGAGGCACGGGGCUUGGGUGUGGCCCACCUGGCACGGGCCAGCUCAGACAUCGUGUCCCUGGCAGGGCCCAGUGCUGGGCCAGGCAGCUCCGAGGGGGAAUGUUCCCGUCGCAGCUCUGCCACUGUUGAGGAGCGGGCCCGGGAGCGCAUCCCCUAUGGUGUGUCCGUGGUGGAGCGCAACGCCCGUGUGAUCAAGUGGCUGUAUGGGUUGCGGCAAGCACGGGAGACCCCAGCGGCUGAGGGCUAGUCCUUCACUGGACUCAGCACUCUUCACAGGACAGAUCUCAGAGAGGCAACUGGCCCCUAGGCCCUUCCUGCAUCCAUUCCCUGGUUUGGGGUAGACUAGAGGCUACUGCCUGUGUGAAUUUGGUAUGGAGGCAAAGCCUCAGAGGCUGGACCAGGAUGGAUCUGGCAAGGACUGACCUUGGAGAGAGUUGCCUCUUGACCUUGAACCACUCCCUACUCCUCAUAUGUAGGGGUUUUUCAGCAUGACUGUACCUCUGCUUGGUUCCUCUCAUGGGUUUGGGUAUUUGGCCCUCCCCACUGAGAAUGAAGGGCCAAGGAUCUCACCAGGUCUGUCUACCCAGUAGUUCUAUUUCUUUCUUCCUUCUUUGGCCUCUGUCCUUUGCUGACUUCCUCUUCCUUACCCAGUGGGCCCUAGUUCCCUGGGAACUCACCUUGGGGUGGGGAAAGGGAAGAGUGGUCUAUGCACUGUUCUUCCCAGGUCUUGACAGCCUGGCCUAGGUGGGUAGACUACUGGAGGGACUGGUAGGAGUUUGCACUGCUCUCUCUGACUUACCUCCCUUUGAUUAAUAAACACAAAUGCUUGUUUUUCAAGG
Pteropus alecto (black flying fox) is the source of this 2108-nucleotide messenger RNA. It is a transcript of the gene FAM110A, whose product is annotated as family with sequence similarity 110 member A. The record is from RefSeq and is a predicted model, not a curated record. The coding region runs from base 629 to 1516 and encodes 295 amino acids. The transcript has 4 exons. NCBI's taxonomy places the organism in Eukaryota, Metazoa, Chordata, Mammalia, Chiroptera, Pteropodidae.